Manis javanica (Malayan pangolin) is the source of this 4688-nucleotide messenger RNA. Lineage: Eukaryota; Metazoa; Chordata; Mammalia; Pholidota; Manidae. The record is from RefSeq and is a predicted model, not a curated record.
GGCGGCGGGGGGCGCUCCCGUGUCCCGGAAGUACUGUUGCGUUACAGCCUUGCCUUCCGGGGCAGAUUGUAAAUCGUAGCAGCCGUAGGAAGGGAGGCCAUUUUUCCCUUCCCAGGAAGAGUGAGGGUCGGGGAGGGAGAAAAAGGAGAGAAAAAACGGCUCAGCGCCUCCCCGCUGGCCCGCGGAGAGGUCGCCGAGUGCUCUGAGGAGAUGUUUUCCCUUUCGAGCACGGUGCAGCCCCAGGUUACAGUUCCCUUGAGUCAUCUCAUCAGUGCCUUCCAUUCACCAAAAAACACCUCUGUUUCUGUGGGUGCAUCAGUUUCUCAAAAGCAGCAUGGAGAUGUAGCUCCUGACCAUGAGGCUCCCAGCAGUGAGCCUGUACUUAAUUUAAGGGACCUUGGAUUAUCUGAAUUAAAAAUUGGACAUAUUGAUCAACUGGUAGGCGGUCUACUUCCUGGAUUUUGUAAAGGCAAAAGCAUUUCUUCCCAUUGGCAUACAUCUCAUGUCUCUGCACAAUCCUUCUUUGAAAAUAAAUAUGGUUACUUAGGUAAAUUUAGUACCUUACGUUCCUCUUGCUUGUACAGACAACCUUCAAGGACUCUGAAAAGUAUUUGUUCAGAUCUUCAGUACUGGUCAGUUUUCAUACAGUCUCGGGGUUUUAAAACAUUGAAAUCAAGGACAAGACGUCUGCAGUCCACCUCUGAAAGAUUAGCAGAAACACAGCAUAUAGCACCAUCAUUUGUGAAGGGGUUUCUUUUGCGGGACAGAGGAACAGAUGUUGAGAGUUUGGACAAACUCAUGAAAACCAAGAACAUACCUGAAGCUCACCAAGAUGCGUUUAAAACUGGUUUUGCAGAAGGUUUCCUGAAAGCUCAGGCGCUAACGCAAAAAACCAAUGAUUCUCUCAGAAGAACUCGUCUGAUCCUCUUUGUCCUGCUGCUCUUAGGCAUUUAUGGAUUCUUUAAAAACCCAUUUUUAUCUGUCCGUUUCCGGACAACGACGGGGCUUGAUUCUGCAGUAGAUCCUGUCCAGAUGAAAAAUGUCACCUUCGAACAUGUUAAAGGAUAUAAAUUGGACAACAUGGUACGUAUGGGAAUACAGAGAAUGUUCAAAAAUGGAAUUCUUUUAGUUGGACCACCAGGGACAGGAAAGACACUUCUUGCCCGAGCUGUGGCAGGAGAAGCUGAUGUCCCCUUUUAUUAUGCUUCUGGAUCAGAAUUUGAUGAGAUGUUCGUGGGUGUGGGAGCCAGCCGUAUAAGAAAUCUUUUUAGGGAAGCAAAAGCAAAUGCUCCUUGUGUUAUAUUUAUUGAUGAAUUAGAUUCUGUUGGUGGGAAGCGAAUUGAAUCUCCAAUGCAUCCAUAUUCAAGGCAGACUAUAAAUCAACUUCUUGCUGAGAUGGAUGGUUUUAAACCCAAUGAAGGAGUUAUCAUCAUAGGAGCCACAAACUUCCCAGAGGCAUUAGAUAAUGCCUUAAUACGUCCUGGCCGUUUUGACAUGCAAGUUACAGUUCCAAGACCAGAUGUAAAAGGUCGAACAGAAAUUUUGAAAUGGUAUCUCAAUAAAAUAAAGUUUGAUCAGUCUAUUGAUCCAGAAAUCAUAGCUCGAGGUACUGUUGGCUUUUCCGGAGCAGAGUUGGAGAAUCUUGUGAACCAAGCUGCAUUAAAGGCAGCUGUUGAUGGAAAAGAAAUGGUCACCAUGAAGGAGCUAGAGUUUUCCAAAGAUAAAAUCCUAAUGGGGCCUGAACGUAGAAGCGUGGAAAUCGAUAACAAAAAUAAAACCAUCACAGCGUAUCAUGAAUCUGGUCAUGCUAUCAUUGCAUAUUACACUAAAGAUGCCAUGCCUAUCAACAAAGCUACAAUCACUCCGCGGGGGCCAACACUGGGACAUGUGUCCCUGUUGCCUGAGAAUGACAGAUGGAAUGAAACUAGGGCUCAGCUCCUUGCACAAAUGGAUGUCAGUAUGGGAGGACGAGUGGCAGAGGAGCUUAUAUUUGGAACUGACCAUAUUACAACAGGAGCUUCCAGUGAUUUUGAUAAUGCAACUAAAAUAGCAAAGUGGAUGGUUACCAAAUUUGGAAUGAGUGAAAAGCUUGGAGUUAUGACCUACAGUGAUACAGGGAAACUGAGUCCAGAAACUCAGUCUGCUAUUGAACAAGAAAUCAGAAUCCUCCUAAGGGACUCAUAUGAACGAGCAAAACAUAUCUUGAAGACUCAUGCAAAAGAGCAUAAGAACCUAGCAGAAGCUUUACUGACUUAUGAGACUUUGGAUGCCAAAGAGAUCCAAAUUGUUCUUGAGGGGAAGAAAUUGGAAGUGAGAUGAUAACUCUCCUGUAAUGGAUGUGUUGCUGGUUUUAAUGAGAAUUUAAGUAGCUCUACGGUCCUCUCCUUUUGCAACGCUUUCCUCCCAUUCUUGGCAUCACUCAAGGGAGUGAAACACUUUGUCAGUCUUCUGUCACAGUUAACUAAUUCUGGUUAUUCUCAUGAUGACACCUGUUACAAAUUAGUAACCAAUACAAAUAUUUUAAACAACUAUGAGGAUUGAAAACAGUUUGAGAAAUGCCGAUCAGGUACUAAAGUUGAAAAUAAGUAAUGAUUUUAUGUUUAGUUACUUUACUAGAUGUGAAUAAAAUUUCCUUUAGCUCUUAGGAAAUAUUUUGACUCAGUGGAGUAAAGUUGUUGAAGGAUUCUCUUUAUUUCCAGAGAGUACCAUUUAUCUUUGAUAAAGAAUUGAUGCUGUUUAACUGUUAGUAAAUCAUAUUUCUAAGUACAUCAGUGGAAACUUCAUUAAGACAUUAAGGUACACUUGAUUGUGCUCCAGAUUGUCUAGAUAUAAAUUGGCUUGAAAUCUAAGUGUGGAGAAUUGUAAACGUACAGGUACAAUUGGAAUUUAAAUGAUUCUGACCUUCUGAAAAUGCAACAUGCAUUUUCGUUUUUUUUUUUAAACCUUACUAUCACUUUGACUAAAGAACUUCAUUUCAGAACACCACAGCAGUACUUUGUUAAGUAGACAAGUAACACACUUCAACUUCUGAAUAACUGCAUAAUUAUGUUUGGUAUUGGAAGCAAAAUUAAACCAAAAACUCAGUCCCCUUCAAAGUGAAUUUUUUAGAUUACCUUGUAUUUAAAGUGGAAAGUCAGGUGUGCUUUUUGUUCAGAUUUUGUGAAUAUGAACAUGUUGUCACAGGAUUUAUAGAUAAAAUUUAUUUAACUCAAUAGAAAAAUUAUUUUAGAGCACAUUGUGUUUACAGCCCAGUUAUAUUAUUGAAGUUAUUCUAUUAAAGUCACCUCCAGUUCUGUAAUGUCUUUUAAGCUGUAUAUUGUCUUUAAGAGGGAGCUUGUCAUGUGAUAUUCUUGCCCCCUUCCUCCACCCCCAUUUUUUGUAAUCUUAAAUUUUGACGUAAUUUCAAACUUCGGAAGGUGUUAUCAGAAUAAUACAAGGAACUCCCAUUAUUAUUGAUGUACAUUCACCAGGUAUUUUCAUUUGCCCCAUUUUUUUAUUGCUUCCCUUGUGUGCGUUUGUGUGUGUGUAUGCACGUGCUCGUGCAUAUACAUGUCUGUGGAUGUGUGCAUUCGUGUCUCUUGGGUAGCCUUCUGGGGUUGAAAUUGCUGGGUCAUGUGGUAAGUUGCUGUUAACCUUUUUACGAAUCUGAUGAACUCUUCAAAGUAACUUACACAGUAUUUUGUUCCAGCCACCAAUGAAUGAGGGUGCCAGUUUUCCACAUCUUCUACUGUACUUAGAGUCUUUUUGAUGAGGUCACGGCCAUGCUAGUGGGUAUACAGUAGUAGCUCAUUGUGGAGUUAUUACAUUUCUCUAGCACUUAGUGAUAUGACUAUCCUCUUCUAUGCUGUUGGCCAUUUGUAUGUGUUUUGAGAAAUGUCUGUUCAAAUAUUUUACAGGGACAUACACCCUUUUGGGCAGUCUGUCAUGUGUGGUAAGAGAUCAGAUAUUCUGAGUGUAAGUAUGUUAUCAGGUGGCUCUUUUUACAUCCAUCCUGACAGCCUCUGUUGUUUGCCUGGGAUGUUUGGUUCACACUUCCUUAUUUAUUUGCAUUGUAAUCUUGUGGAGUUUCAGGUGACCACCCUUGCAGAGGGAGGAGGGAUGGAAUUUGUAAAGAGAAACUACCAUUCCUAGCCUGGCCUAGCUGAUGAACUCUGACUUUGGCAUUUUUAUACUUACAUGGGGCUGGACAUUCUGUUUCAGUGCUUUGCGAGUUGAAACAGCUCUAUGGACUUUUUAUUACUUUUUAUUACACAGAGAAAGGUUUCUCUUUUUUCUGUGGGUGGAAGAAAAAGAGCUGGAUAUUUAAAAAUGUAAUAGGAGAUGAUGUUGCCUGCGGAUUACAUCCCAUGAGUGAAAAAUAACUGUUAUGUGUAUUAACAGAUUUUUGCUGGAACACAUUUUUGGUGAUGAAAUUGCAUCUGUAUGAUUUUUCAAAAUGUGAAAUACUUGUGUAAUUUCUAUCACAAUUAUGUAUGGAAUGUGUGUGCAUAUAUGUCAACCAUUUGCAUUUAUACUAAGUUUAUUUGGUCACAAAUUUUAUGUGGCCAGAUGUGUUGAUAAUUUUCUUUUAUAACUUCUGUUCUUAUUUGAAAAAUAUUUCCUCAUUAAAUAAUACCAUUGAGCUUGAUUCUCAAAAAUAUGUAAUGAUUGAAUGCUUUUAUGAAAACACUAAACACUACUGGUCUGGA